Molecule: messenger RNA, 1230 nt
Organism: Zasmidium cellare ATCC 36951
Lineage: Eukaryota; Fungi; Ascomycota; Dothideomycetes; Mycosphaerellales; Mycosphaerellaceae
Exons: 3
Coding region: 1-1230 (409 amino acids)
Biological process (GO): carbohydrate transport; transmembrane transport
Cellular component (GO): membrane
Molecular function (GO): carbohydrate:proton symporter activity
Source: RefSeq, a predicted model, not a curated record
AUGUGGUCCCUUACAAAGCUGGAGGGCACGUCUCUAAACAUUGCGAUUACAUGUGCUUCUGGAGCUGGUUUCAUGCUAUUCGGCUACGAUCAAGGAUUCUUCGGCGGCAUCCUGACCAACACCGCCUUCCUUAACGAGUUCAACAACCCCGGUGCCACGAUGCGAGGCCAGAUCGUGGCAUUGUACGAUGUUGGUUGUAUGAUGGGCUGCUUGGUGAGCAUGUACUACGGCGACAUGCUUGGACGAAAACCGGAAACUGCAGAAGCAAGUCGACGCGGAGCCCUUAUCGUUUUCCAACUUGUGAUGAACAUCGGCGGCAUCAGCUUAACGAACUGGAUGAACUAUGGUUUCACGUUCAUACCCGGGACAGAAGUCUCGUGGCGGUUUCCCAUCGCUUUCCAGAUUUUCUUCGCCCUGGUGACGGUGUCCCUGGUUUGGUUCCUGCCGGAGUCGCCUCGAUGGCUGGUUCAGCGAGGCCGUACAGACGAGGCGUCUGUGAUCAUUGCCCGCUUGCGUGCGAAGCCUACCCACGACCCAAAUGUGCUGGCUGAGAUACAGAUGCUGGAUGCCGCCGUGGCUCUUGAAAUGGAAGAGCAGCACGGCGUUACCGUGAAGGAAAUCUUCUCGGGUGGCAAACAGCAAACACUACGACGCAUUCUGCUUGGCAUGGGUACCCAGUUUAUGCAACAAAUGGGUGGAACCAACGUUGUGGCAACGUAUCUCCCCGUUGUGCUCACGGCGUCUUUCAGUCUGAGCGCUCGCGUGGCCCUCAUCGUAUCAGCCACGGUCUCCAUCUGGCUGAUGAUCUGGGGAGCCAUGUGCGCGCUUGUCAUCGACUCUGUCGGCCGGAGGAAGCUCAUGCUGUACGGAGCCGCCGCCGAGAGUAUCUGUUUCGCUCUCAUCGCAGCCGGUCUAGCCGUCAACACCAACCCGACUCUGAUCAUGGCCAUCGCAUUCAUCUACCUCUACUACACCGCCUAUGGCCUAUCCUUCCUGUCAAUCCCCUUCAUCUACCCAGCGGAGAUUAACUCCCAGCGGAUGCGCAACACUGGAACUUCCUGGUCCACGAUGACGAAUUGGGCUCUCGCCUAUUUGGUCAUAUCGGUCACUCCGGUGGGAAUUCAAAACAUCGGCUGGAAAUACUACCUUAUCUACGCCAUCACCAACGCAGUGUUCGUUCCACUGGUGUAUUUCUUCUACGUCGAGACGAAGAAGCCCAGCUUGGAGUAG